AAGGACACGACAAUCAAAAAACACAAAUCCAUAUGAUUCCAUUUCACUAUCAGUUCUAAAUUCUGUCUCCUCUGCCUCUCUGCUAAGUCUCUGUCAUCACUACAAGUCUUGUUUGUGCCUCUAUCUUCCGUAAUCCUUACUUUAUCUGAAAAGGGUGGGAACUGAUUUCAUUUCAUGUGAAGAACAAUAGAAAAUGCAUAGCUUAUAUUAGACAUUCAUUAUGAGUCAUGUAUGAGUAUUUCACAUUUGGGUGCUCUUAACUGAGGGAAAGGAACAAUGAGAAGGAAUUGUUGUGUGCUGCUUUUUGCUUUUGUACUAGUGCUUUGUCUCUUCUCUCCAACUUCAGCCACACCACCUGCAAAGGUUGUUACUGGGGUUGUUUCCAAUGUGGUUUCUGCUCUUCUUAAAUGGCUAUGGUCACUAAGUGUGAAGUCCACAGCCAAACCCGGUAGAGUGCAACACACUCGCUCCAUGGUUAAAUUUGAGAGUGGCUACACUGUGGAGACAAUAUUCGAUGGAAGUAAGCUUGGAAUUGAGCCACACUCGGUGAAAAUAUCACCGAAUGGUGAAUUUCUGGUGCUGGAUUCUGAGAAUAGUAACAUCUACAAGAUCUCUGGUUCAAUGUCUCGAUAUAGCAGACCCAAAUUGCUUGCUGGAUCAUCUGAAGGGUACAUUGGACACAUAGAUGGGAGGCCCAGAGAAGCUAGAUUGAACCACCCUAAAGGGCUUACAGUGGAUGACAGAGGGAAUAUUUACAUAGCAGACACAUUGAAUAUGGCCAUCAGAAAGAUCAGUGAUGAAGGGGUUACCACCAUUGCAGGUGGAAAAAGGGGCCUUGUUGGAGGCCAUGUUGACGGUCCAAGUGAGGAUGCUAAGUUUUCAAAUGAUUUUGAUGUAGUUUAUGUUGGUAGUAGUUGCUCUCUUUUGGUUGUGGAUAGAGGAAACCAUGCAAUCCGAGAGAUCCAACUCCAUCAAGAUGACUGCACUACUUAUGAUGAAGAUGACAAUAGUUUCAACUUAGGAAUAGUGGUGCUCGUUGCUGCUGCAUUCUUUGGCUAUAUGUUGGCAUUGCUGCAGUGGAGAAUGAGGGCCAUGUUUUCUACUCCGGAUGAUCCAAGAGGUCCUUCAAGGAAGAAAGGCACACCAUAUGCAGCACAGCAGAUGCAAAGGCCUCCUCCCCCUCCUCCUACCAAGUCAGUGAGGCCUCCUUUGAUUCCAAAUGAAGAUGAAUUUGAGAAACAAGAUGAGGGCUUCUUUGUUUCUCUUGGAAGGCUAGUCCUGAACUCUGGCUCAUGCAUGGGUGAAAUCUUGGGGGGCUUGUUCUCAGGAUCCAAAAGGAAGCCACAACUUCAAUAUCAUCAAUAUCAGUAUGCAAACAGACAUCAUCCUAAUACAUGGCCAAUGCAAGAGAGUUUUGUCAUCCCAGAUGAAGAUGAACCACCUUCUAUAGAAACUAGAACACCAACACCAAGGGAAAACUACCCUAUCAUGACCAAAGAGUUGGAAAAACCACAGCACUUCAAGCCAACUAGGGCUUACUUGAACAGGUGGGAGGGUGGUGAAUAUGAAGAACAUCAUCAACAACUUCAUCAUCCACAACAACAGCAUCCUAAGUUGCAACACCAACAGCACCAACAGGUGAAACUCCAACAGCAACACCAAGUUCACACCCGUUAUUCUUCCACCACCCCUCAAAGUUAUUAUGAGCAGAACUGUGAGACAAAUGAGAUUGUGUUUGGUGCAGUUCAAGAGCAUGAUGGAAGACGUGAAGCCAUGGUGAUAAAGGCUGUGGAUUAUGGGGAUCCAAAGUUCAGCCACCACAAUAUCCGCCCAAGAUUGAACUAUGUUGGUUACUCUCAUCAGUCUCAUGGUUAUUGAAGAUUAGUGAUGAUUUCAUAGCAUCAAAGUGGCAAAGGGCAUGCAUGGACUAUGAUCAAAUACGAAGAGAGAGUGAGUCUUACACUCUUAGUUUAUAUUCUCUGCUGGACAGGACACGUCCCAAAUGAAAAUCAUAAAAGAGAUGAAAGAUAGGGAGAGGAAUGCUGUAAAAUAGAUGAGUACUAAUGCUGGUGUGCAAUCUUCACUAAAAUUGUAUUUUAAUUUACAAUUUGAUUAGAUGAAUUAUUAUA
Cajanus cajan (pigeon pea) is the source of this 2129-nucleotide messenger RNA. RefSeq lists its product as uncharacterized. The record is from RefSeq and is a predicted model, not a curated record. NCBI's taxonomy places the organism in Eukaryota, Viridiplantae, Streptophyta, Magnoliopsida, Fabales, Fabaceae. Gene Ontology annotation, molecular function: protein binding.